GGUCAGCAGGGCUCUCCCUAUAAAAAGCAAGUCGGCGGGCAACUACCAGUCAGACGACAACUGAACGUUAACUUCUUAGCUACCUAAUCAGCCAGAAAAGCUACAUUUAGAAAUGUACAAGGUUACUUUGACUCUUGCUCUUCUCCUGGCUGUUGCCUUGGCCAGGCCACAGUUUGGUGGAUUCCAGCAGCCAGGUUUUGGUGGGUUCCAACAGCCAGGCUUUGGAUUCCCAGGCUUCGGUGGUACUGGAAGUGGUGCUGGAGCCGGAACUGGUAAUGCUGGGCCAGGAGGAGUUUCUGCAUCAGGAGUUGGCAUUUCAAGCGCACAGAACGGUGGAGUCGGUACUGGUUCCGGUACUGGAACAGCUCACCUCAACGUUUUCACAGGCCAGGCUGGAGCAACUGGCCAAGGAAGUGGAAGCAGUGCCGGUAAAUAAGUCAGCAUUCAUCCUCUAAAGUCACUUCACGAGCACCACUGAUCAACCCAACAUACAUCGAUCUUGAAUUUUGUUUUCGCUUUUGUUUGUUUUCUCUUGUUGUUUGACUUUGUGUUUGACCGUGGUUGUUAAUACAGCAGUAACCCAGUA
This is a messenger RNA of Daphnia carinata, 586 nucleotides long. RefSeq lists its product as uncharacterized. The record is from RefSeq and is a predicted model, not a curated record. NCBI's taxonomy places the organism in Eukaryota, Metazoa, Arthropoda, Branchiopoda, Diplostraca, Daphniidae. The transcript is spliced from 4 exons. Bases 113 to 436 code for a protein of 107 amino acids.